Messenger RNA from Orcinus orca (killer whale), 623 nucleotides. RefSeq names its product synaptonemal complex central element protein 3 (gene SYCE3). The record is from RefSeq and is a predicted model, not a curated record. NCBI's taxonomy places the organism in Eukaryota, Metazoa, Chordata, Mammalia, Artiodactyla, Delphinidae. Bases 115 to 423 code for a protein of 102 amino acids. The transcript is spliced from 3 exons. Gene Ontology annotation, biological process: reciprocal meiotic recombination; spermatogenesis; synaptonemal complex assembly. Gene Ontology annotation, cellular component: central element.
CCGGGGGCGGGUCUGGUAACGGAAAGGGGAGGGGCGUCAUUCUGAGGAGCCGCCUCAAGCCUCAGGCCGCGGAGGAGGGUAGCCGAGCGGAACCCGAGCGCCGGGGAGCUGGAGAUGGCUGAUUCUGACCCUGGUGAAAGAAACUAUGAAAACAUGCUGAAAAUGCUGUCAGACCUGAAUAAAGACUUGGAAAAGCUAUUGGAAGAGAUGGAAAAAAUCUCAGUGCAGGCCACGUGGAUGGCCUACGACAUGGUGGUGAUGCGCACCAACCCCACACUGGCGGAGUCCAUGCGGCGGCUGGAGGACGCCUUCCUCAACUGCAAGGAGGAGGUGGAGAAGAACUGGCAGGAGCUGCUCGACGAGACCAAGCGAGCGCAGGAGGCCCGCCCGCCCCACACGGCCCGAGCAGCCUUGGCAGAGUAGCAGCGGCCCCGGAGCAGGGCUGUGCGCAGAGCUUGUUACUCAGUAAACUUCUUUCCGAGCACAACCUGAGGACCCUUUCCGUCCCACCCAGCUGCACAUCAAACCUUGUGGACAGCACAUGAGAAGGGCGAGAUGCGGAGGCUCUCGAUGAAGUAGACGUACUCAGUGCCAGUGGUGCCGAACUUAGAAUAAAGAAACUA